AUGACGCCCCUCACCUCGCCCUCCCACUCCCCGCCCGACGGCCACGCCCUCCUCUCCCAUCACGACCGCCCAGAGCGUUCCAGGAACGCCAAAGCCCAAGCCCGCCACCGCGCCAAGCGCAAGGCCUACAUAGAGCAGCUCGAAAGCACCGUCACCAAGCUGCAGAGCGUGCUCGCCCUCUCCCCCGACCAGGUCGCCGCCCUCCCGCCCCCGCUCAUCCGCAUCCGCGAGCUCGAGGAGGAGAACGAGCUCCUCCACCGCCAGCUCGACGACCUCCGCCGC
Postia placenta MAD-698-R-SB12 is the source of this 282-nucleotide messenger RNA. RefSeq lists its product as hypothetical. The annotation marks the transcript as partial. Gene Ontology annotation, biological process: regulation of DNA-templated transcription. Gene Ontology annotation, molecular function: DNA-binding transcription factor activity. The record is from RefSeq and is a predicted model, not a curated record. Lineage: Eukaryota; Fungi; Basidiomycota; Agaricomycetes; Polyporales; Adustoporiaceae. The transcript is spliced from 3 exons.